AUGACAGGCGUUGACGUGUUGGGUUUGAAAGAUCCAAACCCCGGUCUUUCCUACAAGACGUCUCAUGCGCACCCUUACCCCUCGUCCCUCUCCUCCGCAUCUUCCUCGGCUUCGUCCGUCUUCUCGUUAGACGCCAUCUCCUCUCAGGGAUCCGUCUCGUCCGCCGCGACGAAUCCGGCCGAUGUGAUCUGGGAGAAUGACGCGGAAUACCCUCGGUCGACGCGGGCCUGCUUGCGAGGUCCCCCCGUCAAGCCCGCCGACGCCGCGGUGCCCCCGGAGUUGCGCAGGCAUCCCCGGCGCACCAACAGCCACGUCGUUCAGUCCAACGGCACGGCCUGUACCCGGCCCCCGCCCUGUCUGCUUCGCCAGUCCGAGCGGAAGGUCAACUUUGUCGACAACCUCGUCGAUACUGCGUCCCAGAUUGUGGAAAUCAUCUGGCCCCUCUCCGCCGUAGCCCACAAGAGUGACUCCGCCACGGGCUGCAAAGGGGUCCUACCCCUGCGCACCUUCAUCCAGGAGACGCUCCGCCGCUCGCGGACGAGCUAUAGCACGCUGCAGGUCGCCCUGUACUACUUGAUCAAGAUCAAGCCACACGUGCCUUCCCACGAUCUGACGCAGGAUCAGUCCCGCACGAAACCGGGCUGUCGUGCCAUGCAAUGUGGCCGCCGCAUGUUUCUGUCGGCUCUCAUCCUGGCCUCCAAAUACCUCCAGGACCGCAACUACUCGGCCCGCGCGUGGAGCAAGAUCUCCGGUCUCAACACCGUAGAAAUCAACCAGAACGAGUUGAUGUUCCUCAAGGCGGUGGACUGGAAGCUGCACAUCCCGGAAUCCACCUUCCAGCGCUGGACCGACAUUGUGCUGAAGUACACGCCCGGUGCCGGUGGUCUGCCGACCGAGGGCCAGAGCUGGCGCACGGUCAUUCCGAGACUGACCCCUGACUUGGAGGAGGUCGACCUCGUGGAGCCGCUGACUCCGAUGAGUAUGGGCGGAUUUGACAGCCGCGCGCCGUCGGAUUCACCGUCUCCCCGCAGUGUCUCCCCGAAGACGACCGAAGUCUGCAGUCUGCCCUCGGUCUCGGAGUUGAUGUCGUCGUAUCGGCCGACGCCCGCUCUGGCCGAGCGAUCGACUCGCGUCGACAGUUUCAACCCAUCCCUGCCGUCGAUGCCCCGGCCGCCGAUGCUGCCCACGCCGCAGUUGACGCCCCAGUCGACCAUGGUCUCCACUCCUGCUGCGAGUGGCGGUCCCUUCUCGUCGCACCGGCGUCACCUGUGUGCUGCCAUGUCGCAGGUGCAGAACAUGUGCAUGGCGCGGUCCACCCUGGACCAGCGCCCGUCACUCCCGUUCUGCCCCAAGACGAGCAGCAGCAUGGACAGCUAUCCGACGAUGCGCCGGUCGUCUCUGGCACGCUCGACCUCGUCGGCCUCGUCUCCGGACUCGAUGAUCUCGGACGUGUCGACCCUUUCAUCGCAGUCGUCGACCGCCUCGGGUCCCACCGGCAUGCCUCGUCUGGCUGUCCAGGCGACGCUCCGGUGCACGAACAACUCGAUGAAGGAGAACCGCAAGCCGGUGACGGUGGCGUCUCCCAUCGACGAGGUCUCGUUCGGCGAUCUGUACAAUUCCCCCGAGUCGUAUGCGACCGGUGCGGUGCCCGACCUGUCGAGCUUCUCGCUGGGCACGCCGGUGGACGCGUCUUCCACGCAUGAAGCCGCGCAGAGUCUCUGUGCCCUGUCCGGCGCCGGCUCGAAGGCCCAGCAGCGUCCCUGCCGCAAGCGUGGCCGUACGGGGUCGGACGACUUCACCCUGCAGGGCCAUGUCCGUCACCUGAUGCAUGCCAACACCUUCAGCGAAGGGAUGGUCCUGCCGGAUGGUAACACCGCCGAUCGGUUCCUGCAGUCUCAGGGCUCGCAGCCCUCGACUUUGACGACGAUGGCCCAGCUGCGCUCGUUCAACUUCCAGGCGCCCCUCUCCGGGCCGACUGGCAUGAAGCGGGCCUGCUGCGGCAGCGAAGCGCGGAAGAUCGCGCUGAAUCCCAACCUACGUGCGGACUACCUUGGGUAG
Aspergillus terreus NIH2624 is the source of this 2058-nucleotide messenger RNA. Its product is annotated as putative G1/S-specific cyclin Pcl5. The record is from RefSeq and is a predicted model, not a curated record. Gene Ontology annotation, biological process: regulation of cyclin-dependent protein serine/threonine kinase activity. Gene Ontology annotation, cellular component: nucleus; cyclin-dependent protein kinase holoenzyme complex. Gene Ontology annotation, molecular function: cyclin-dependent protein serine/threonine kinase regulator activity; protein kinase binding. Lineage: Eukaryota; Fungi; Ascomycota; Eurotiomycetes; Eurotiales; Aspergillaceae. The coding region runs from base 1 to 2058 and encodes 685 amino acids. The transcript has 2 exons.